Molecule: messenger RNA, 342 nt
Organism: Rotaria sp. Silwood2
Lineage: Eukaryota; Metazoa; Rotifera; Eurotatoria; Philodinida; Philodinidae
Source: the annotation of a GenBank genome assembly
AUGGCUACUUUAGGAAUAGGCGUAAUUAUUCUAAUUGUCAUAUGGGUUAUCACAAUAGCAACAUUGACAUUAUUUACUUUUUCUCAGUCAAGUAUUCGAUAUGUUGGUUUACUUGCAUUAGUAAUAGCUGUCAUUAUUACACUUGUAUUGACAUUAUUACCACGUGGUGAAGUUAGUCGUGCAUCGACAUCGGAUCCACCUUCAAAUUAUUCUGGUGUUGCUCGAAUACUUAUUUUAACAUUUCUUUGUGUAACUUUUCUUGUUGGUCUCGUACUCAUUUUUGUUCAUGAAAUUCUUCCACCUAUAUAUGCCCAGCCAGUUCGAAAACGUUUUGUUAGAUAA